GUUGUACUCGUAAAGUUCCUCGCAAAUAGUUUUCUUGUUCGGAUCAGCUGCCUUUUAGUUCGACUAUAAAAACUCAACGACAUAUACUACCAAGCAUGCAUAUUCAAAGCAAAGCCAUGGCAUCAUCUCUUUCUUCUCUUGCUUCCAUUUCUAGCACUUCUUCUUCUACUAGGACUCCAUCUGCAUGCUCUACUUUCUCCCAAAGAAAAUCAUCCUCACAAAUUUCUGUUGUCAGAGAAAACAAACUUAACCAUUUUAAAGUUAUCAAAUGUAGAGCUAAUAAGGAUCCGGACAAAGAUGCAAAUGAAAAUGGUUUUAUUGAUAGAAGAAACAUGCUUAUUGGUUUAGGAGGUUUAUAUGGUGCAACAACAACAGCUGGGUUCGGUGCUGGCCGCGAGGCUAUGGCAGCUCCAAUAGCUCCACCUGAUCUAUCAAAAUGUGGUCCAGCAAAUCUCCCUGCUGGUGCAGCACCAAUUAAUUGUUGCCCGCCACCUAACACAAAAAUCCUCGAUUUUCAACUGCCAUCUUCUUCUACUCCACUCAGGGUUCGUCCAGCUGCACAUUUAGUUGAUGAUGCGUAUGUCGCUAAAUAUACGAAAGCAUACGAACUUAUGAGAGCUCUUCCAGACGACGAUCCACGUAGUUUUAAACAACAAGCUAAUGUCCAUUGUGCUUACUGUGAUGGUGCAUAUGAUCAGGCUGGUUUCCCUAAUUUGGAAAUUCAAGUUCACAAUUCAUGGCUCUUCUUUCCGUUCCAUAGAUAUUAUCUUUACUUCCAUGAGAGAAUCUUGGGUAGUUUGAUUGGUGAUCCAACUUUUGCUUUGCCGUUCUGGAACUGGGAUUCUCCUGCAGGCAUGCAGAUGCCUUCUAUGUAUGCGAAUCCAGGUUCUUCUCUUUAUGACAAACUUCGCGACGCUAAACAUCAACCGGAUUAUCUAAUGGAUCUUAACUACAAUCUUGUUGAUCCUAACCUCCCUGCACAACAACAAUACACUAGUAAUCUUACUACUAUGUAUCGUCAGAUGGUAUCCGGUGCAAAGACUGCAACACUUUUCCUCGGAACUCCGUACCGAGCCGGUGGACAAGCGAAUCCUGGUGCUGGAACACUUGAGAAUGUUCCACACGGUACGGUUCAUUUGUGGACUGGAGACCGAACACAGCCUAACGUCGAAAACAUGGGUAAUUUCUAUUCUGCAGCAAGGGACCCAAUAUUUUACGCGCAUCACUCCAACAUUGAUCGGAUGUGGACUGUGUGGAAAAGUUUGGGAGGGAACCGGAAGGAUUUCACUGAUCCUGAUUUCUUGAACGCAGCCUAUCUUUUCUAUGAUGAGAACAAGCAGCUUGUCAGAGUCACGAAUAAAGAUUGUUUGACACAAGAAAAUCUAAGGUACAAGUAUGAAGAUGUGGAAAUUCCAUGGUUGCAAUCGAAACCCGUAACUCCUAAAAGAAGGGCAGCAGAGAAGAAAGCAGCAAAGAAGCAGGCUGCAAGCAAGACAGGGUUCCCUAUAGUACUGGACAAGACGGUUCAAGUUUUGGUUAAGAGGCCAAAGACAAAAUCAAGAAGCAAGAAAGAAAAGGAAGAUAAAGAAGAGAUAUUGGUUAUAAGCGGCAUUGAACUGGACAGAAGUGCCAUUGUGAAGUUGGACGUCUUUAUUAACAAUGAAGACGAGACCGGUCCCGAAUCGAGUGAAUUUGCUGGUAGUUUCACUAAUGUACCACAUAAACAUGGUAAGAAGAAUAAGAAAAUCAAGACUUGUUUGAAGUUGGGAAUAACCGAAGUUCUUGAAGAUUUAGAAGCUGAAGAUGAUGAAGAUAUUGUUGUUACCAUAGUACCAAAGGAUUCAGGAAGAGCAAAAGAAGUUGUUACUAUUGAAGGCAUCGAAAUUGAGUUUGGUUCUUAAAUUAUUUUUCGUUAUUUGGUUCUUUUUUAAUUGAAAGCUCUUGAAUUUUCAUUAUUAUCUGUGUGUUAUUGUAAGUACAACUCUUGGCAGUUGAUGAGAAAACUGAGACUUCCUUGGUAAUGAUGAAUUCAGGGAGAAUGGCGUAUAAGGUCAAUGCAACACACUUAGACGAACCCAAUGUAACAUCUACUGAACCACGAAUACUCGGAAUAAAUUUAUACUACUCUUAAAUAAUA
Molecule: messenger RNA, 2137 nt
Organism: Papaver somniferum (opium poppy)
Lineage: Eukaryota; Viridiplantae; Streptophyta; Magnoliopsida; Ranunculales; Papaveraceae
Product: polyphenol oxidase, chloroplastic-like
Exons: 2
Coding region: 96-1901 (601 amino acids)
Biological process (GO): pigment biosynthetic process
Molecular function (GO): catechol oxidase activity
Source: RefSeq, a predicted model, not a curated record